This is a messenger RNA of Symbiodinium natans, 1371 nucleotides long. The record is from the annotation of a GenBank genome assembly. Lineage: Eukaryota; Dinophyceae; Suessiales; Symbiodiniaceae.
AUGGAGAGGCAGCAGCUUGCGGCAGAAAAGAAGCAGAAAGAAGAGGCAGCCACAAAGGUACAAGCAAUCUAUCGCGGCAACACAGCACGCAAGGAGCUGGCUGAUCGCCAGCCAAGCCGUGACGCUAAGGAGAAGACAGAUCUGCCACAAAGUGCCAGUGACAAACAGGCCACGGCCGAAGCACCUGGUGUCGAGAAAACAAAUGCAACACAGCAAGAGCAGGAGAAAGCAGCGACCAAAAUUCAGGCAAUCCAGCGAGGCAGAGCAGCGAGGAAAGAUGCAGCAGCAAAGAAGGAGGGGUCUUUCCGCAUCCCGACCAGCCGUGACGCUAAGGAGAAGACAGAUCUGCCACAAAGUGCCAGUGACAAACAGGCCACGGCCGAAGCACUUGGUGUCGAGAAACCAAAUGCAACACAGCAAGAGCAGGAGAAAGCAGCGACCAAAAUUCAGGCAAUCCAGCGUGGCAGAGCAGCGAGGAAAGAUGCAGCAGCAAAGAAGGAGGGGUCUUUCCGCAUCCCGACCAGCCGUGACGCUAAGGAGAAGACAGAUCUGCCACAAAGUGCCAGUGACAAACAGGCCACGGCCGAAGCACUUGGUGUCGAGAAACCAAAUGCAACACAGCAAGAGCAGGAGAAAUCAGCGACCAAAAUUCAAGCAAUCCAGCGUGGCAGAGCAGCGAGGAAAGAUGCAGCAGAGAAGGAGACAGGCGUCCCUGGUCCUGAAGCUCUCAAGGAGGAGGCGGCCAUUGCGCACGAGGCAGCUGGAGUGGCUGCUGCCCAGGCCCUGGCGGCCUCCAACCAACGCAUGGAGGCAGAGGCAGAGCUGGAAGCGGCUGCGCGGCGCCGGGCCGAAACAGAGGCAGCGUGCGCAGAAGUGAAGGAGAAGGUUUUGGCCGAGGAAAGCCGCGCGGCAGCUGCGGCCGCAGCGCAGCUGCAGGAAGAAGCAGAGCUGCGGCGACUGUUGCAGCAGUCCGAGGAGAUGGAGGAGGCGGCGCGGCGUGCCGUGGCCAUGCGAGAGGAUCUCAGGGCCAGGCAGAGGCGGGCGGAAGAGCUUCUCGCGGAGUGUCGGGAGGAGGAACUGCGCACCGAGCAGCUCGAAGCGCAGGCGCAAGCCAGAAGAGCGAGACAGGAGGCGCAGCCCUCGCCAGCCUCCGCAGACAAGCAGGAGCCGGGGCCGGAGGUGUCUGUGCCAGAGGCCACAGAAGCCAAAGGGCACCCUGCAGCCGAGCAAGAACGCGCGGAAGCAGCCACGAAGAUCCAAUCUCUGCAGCGUGGAAGGAAGGCCCGGUCCGAGACGGGAAAGAAAGGCAAAGCUCCGCCCAAAAAGGCAAACAUCCAGGUGUCGGUGGGCGGAAUGAACAUGGGCGUCUGA